AUGGUGACAACUACAUUGAAAAAGAUUGUCUCUCCUUGUUGGAAGCCUUACGUUGAGGAUGACGGAGAUAAUAGAAGAAAUAGAGGGGGUGACCUGAGUGGACGGGUGGAGGGGUUGUUGUGGUACAAAGAUCUGGGACAUCAUGUCAAUGGGGAAUUUUCUAUGGCCGUAGUUCAAGCCAAUAAUAUAUUGGAAGAUCAGAGCCAGCUGGAGUCAGGGCCAAUGAGCUCCAUCGAGUCUGGUCCUCACGGGACAUUUGUGGGAAUUUAUGAUGGGCAUGCAGGUCCUGAAGCAUCCGUAUUUAUCAGGAAUCGACUUUUCCAAAAUAUCAAGAAACUCACAUCAGAGUGUCAAGAAAUGUCGGCUGAUGUCAUAAAAAGGGCAUAUUUGGCUACAGAGGAAGAAUUUCUUUCCUUGGUUAAAAAGCAAUGGGAUAUUAAACCACAAAUUGCAUCUGUUGGAUCAUGUUGUUUGGUGGGCAUUGUAUGCUGUGGGCUAUUAUACAUUGCCAAUGCUGGAGACUCUAGGGUGGUCUUAGGAAGACUAGAAAAACCUGAGAAAGAGGUCAAAGCCAUGCAACUAUCAGCUGAACACAAUGCGAAUCAGGAAUCUGUUCGGCAGGAAUUGCAUUCAUUGCAUCCCGAUGAUCCACAGAUUGUUGUUCUAAAGCACAAGGUUUGGCGCGUGAAGGGUAUAAUUCAGGUGUCAAGAUCAAUUGGUGAUGCUUACCUAAAGAAAACAGAGUUCAAUAGAGAGCCUUUGUUGCCGAAGUUCAGACUGACAGAGCCAUUCGAGAAACCGAUCCUUGUAGCUGAGCCCUCAAUACUUGUCCAGAAACUCCAUCCAGAAGAUCAGUUUCUUAUUUUUGCUUCAGAUGGCCUAUGGGAGCAUCUUAGUAAUCAAGAGGCAGUCAACAUUGUCAACUCGUGUCCACGCAAUGGCAUUGCGAGGAAGCUUGUCAAAGCUGCACUGAAAGAAGCAGCAAAGAAAAGAGAAAUGAGAUAUUCUGACCUGAAAAAGAUUGACCGGGGAGUGAGAAGACAUUUUCACGAUGACAUCACCGUAAUAGUUAUGUUUUUGGACUCUGAUUUGAUUAGGCACAGUUCCUUACGUGGACCAAUCCUUUCGAUAAAAGGAGGUAUUCCUGGAGAUGCCAAUACCUAG
Fraxinus pennsylvanica is the source of this 1164-nucleotide messenger RNA. The record is from the annotation of a GenBank genome assembly. Lineage: Eukaryota; Viridiplantae; Streptophyta; Magnoliopsida; Lamiales; Oleaceae.